GCAUGGCUUGAUUACUGUUACUCUUGACAACAUCUGCAAGUUCUCCAUGCCAAGUUUGAGACCCUGGUUUUCGCUCUGUUUUUAAGACCUUGACGAUAUCAUUUUAUCGAAGUUGUGACAAGCACAUACAGAACUCAAAAUGGAGAUUGUGUAUGUAUACACAAAGAGGCGUCAGGAAUUUGGUCGACAAUGCAACUUCUCAGACAGACAAGCAGAGUUGCAUGUGGAUAUCACUCCAGACCCCUCACUGGCAGACAAUUUCAUAGAAAGAAAUCCAGUGGAUACCGGGAUACAAUGUGUCCAGGAAAUGUCAGAACAUGAGAUCAAUACUGAAAGAUUUGAAACAAGUUCAAGGGGAAUAAAUCACACAGAAGGAGGAUGGCCAAAAGAUGUCAACCCACAGGAAGUUGAGCAUGUCACAAGAUACAGGAAGAAGGUGGAGAAAGACGAAAUGUACAUCGCUGCCAUUCAGCAACUGGGAACUAUCAUGGAACACACAAUCAGACAGAACAAUGCCAUUGAUAUUUAUGAAGAAUAUUUUGAAGACAUAGAACUUGACACAGUGGAUGAGGCUCCAUCAGCAAAAACAAUAAAUGUAUUUAGAGAUCCCAAUGAAAUCAAGAGAACCUCCACACACAUUUCCUGGUUCCCAGACGGUCCCCGGAAGUUGGCAGUUGCAUACUCUAACCUGGAAUUCCAAGGCAACACACCCGACACAAGCAUGGAGUCAUACAUCUGGGAUGUGGAAAACCCAAACAAACCAGAGACAGUUUUAAAACCAGUAUCGCCAUUAGUGUGUUUGGAAUACAACCCCAAAGACUCCCACAUUCUGCUUGGAGGCUGUUAUAAUGGUCAAAUUGCAUACUGGGACACAAGGAAGGGAUCUCAGCCCGUGGAAAUGUCUCCUAUUGAACACAGUCACAGAGAUCCAGCCUACAAGGCCAUCUGGAUUCAGUCCAAAACAGGAACCGAGUGUUUCUCUGCCUCCUCAGAUGGACAGGUGCUUUGGUGGGACAUCAGAAAGAUGGGAGAACCAACAGAAAAACUCUACCUAGAUCCAACCAAAAAACAGGACCCAACCAAAGCUCUGGGAUCAAUGGCAUUGGAAUAUGAACCAACAAUGCCCACAAAAUUCAUGGUAGGGUGUGAACAAGGGUCAAUAUUAUCAUGCAACAGGAAAGCCAAGACACCUGCAGAAAAGAUUGUAGCUCAAUAUAAUGGUCACUUAGGUCCAGUGUACUCACUUCAACGAAAUCCAUUCUUCCCCAAGAACUUCCUCAGUGUUGGUGACUGGAAAGCUAGGAUCUGGUCAGAAGAUAUUAAAGAAUCCUCCAUCAUGUGGUCAAAACAAUACAAAUCCUAUCUAACUGAUGGCUGCUGGAGUCCUGUUAGACCCUCAGUGUUCCUCGUCACAAAAAUGGAUGGCACCCUUGAUGUUUGGGACAUUAUCUUUAAACAGAACGACCCAACACUCAGUUUACAGGUUUGUGAUGAGCCUUUACACAGUCUGAGGGUACAGGAACAGGGUCGAUUAAUUGCCUGCGGAUCUCAUUCUGGUACCACCACAUUAUUAGAACUCUCAGAGGGCCUGUACACACUCCAGAGGAACGAGAAGAAUUUAGUCACUGCGAUGUUUGAAAGAGAAACAAGGAGAGAGAAGAUUUUGGAUUCCCGACACAGAGAAAUGAAAUUAAAAGAAAGGUCAAAGAGUUCAGCAGAUGGCGCAAAGGAGGAGGAACCCGAGGAGAGCCGUCUGGAGGAGGAAGAUCUGUACACAAAGGCAGAAAAAGAGUUCUACAGCAUCAUAGAGCAGGAGAAGAAAUUACUGGAGAGGAAACAGCAACAGGCUGUCGACACAGACAAGACAGACACUGGCAAACAAUCACCAAUUGCAGAGGGGGAUGAGGAAGAGAAAACAAAUGGAAACCCUGAAUCGGAACAGAAGAAAGAUUAAUGAUGUAGAUUUUUGCCCUGAGAUUUGUAUUGUGAAGCAGCUAAAAGCCAAAGUAAAUUUUUGCCAUCAUAAAAGCACCAUAGUGGGGCUAUAUGUCAGGCUUUUCAUGAGGAAGAUGAAAACUUGAACAAUAUUAAUUUCUGGAGAGACUUCCACAAAAACGAGAACUUGCAGUGAUGCUGUUUUAAAACAUCCGAGUGCUGACAUUGUGAUCAAUCAUCGUCCCAGACACAACACCGACAGUCACAUAGAAAGGACUGCAUUUAAUCUGUUAUUAUGUUUUAUUUGACAAUGUGAACUGUUGUGGGAAAUUAUAUUUAUUUAUACCAUCUUGUUACCAAUAAAUAAUUCUUCAAAAAUCA
Ostrea edulis (European flat oyster) is the source of this 2316-nucleotide messenger RNA. RefSeq names its product dynein intermediate chain 3, ciliary-like. Gene Ontology annotation, molecular function: dynein light chain binding; dynein heavy chain binding. Lineage: Eukaryota; Metazoa; Mollusca; Bivalvia; Ostreida; Ostreidae. The transcript has 15 exons. The coding region runs from base 140 to 1954 and encodes 604 amino acids. Gene Ontology annotation, cellular component: outer dynein arm. Gene Ontology annotation, biological process: outer dynein arm assembly; cilium movement. The record is from RefSeq and is a predicted model, not a curated record.